AUGAAUUGCAGCUGCUGUUCACAAACUCAAGUUGAAAAUAUUGGUCCUGCUGUGUCUGUACUCGAAGAAAACGUUGAAGAUGGCGAUAUAUUACAAGAAAUUGGAAAUGCUCAGUACACACUGGAGUUUCUUCGUCAAGUUAUUCAACAAUCAACUAGGGUUAUUGAUGAAGCACCUCCAGCCUAUGAAGAUUUUGAUAAAUAUCCUAGAUUAAGUAAAUAUCAGACCUCGUUUAAAAACUUAACUCCUGUUAAACCAUGUACACAACAACCUCGACAAUCUUCACAGCUUGAUUCUGAUCAGUUUGUGAACUCAUCAACAGUCUCAUGGAUAGAACCAUUUCCGAAACCACAAGGUGAUCCACCACCUGCCUUUUUCAACUGGCUUCGUAGUCGAUUUGGUUCUUUACGUCAAAGCAUUAUGAGUCGUUUAUCAAAUCAAAGUAACCAAUUACAAGGCUCUUCGGUCUUCAGCAUACAUACUGAUUCUAAUUCUCCAGUUUUAUCAACUAUCAAUAUUCCUAGACCAUUCAUUCAUCCGGAACCAUCAAACUCAGUGCCCCCUGCACAAUCAUCUGAGGCAGUAGAACCAAAGCCUUUGGAAUUAAAUGAUUCUAAAAUGACACGUUCGUCAUCAUCAUCAUCAUCAUUACAAUCCAGUGCAUCAUCAGUAGUUUGUGCAACUGAUGAACAGACUAUGAUAGGAGUAUCUACCAUAUCAUUAAAUUGUAACAGUAAUCAAAUACCAGAUUCUAGUUGUACAAAUGUACCUCAGAAAACUUUGAUAGUACGUGAUUUUGACAAAGAAGAAACGGAAUCACAAAAUGAUAGUUACGAUGUUGAUACUAACGAAAUCAAUCAGUCUACGACCCAUUCAUGA
Molecule: messenger RNA, 879 nt
Organism: Schistosoma mattheei
Lineage: Eukaryota; Metazoa; Platyhelminthes; Trematoda; Strigeidida; Schistosomatidae
Source: the annotation of a GenBank genome assembly